AUGAAAUUCUUCCUUUCGCGGCGGUGGAAGCCGAACAAAUGGCCGUUCUAUGCCCUAAUACUCAUUGAAAUCCCAUUGACCAUCGCUCUCCUGGCAUUAUUCGGCAUUGCCUCUCCAGACACUUACCGAACAAGGCUCUGGCAAGACGGUGCAGACAAUGGCUUCAAUUCGAGCCCAUUGACUGGGCUAUAUGCAGCAGCCAACUAUCGAUCCUAUUCCACGCCCAAGGUCUGGUCGCAAUUCAUAACAGAUUAUAAUGUUGCGAUCACGGUCCUUUCCAUGUUCAUCAUGCUCGUCAAGUCGAUCAUGUAUAUGCUUCAUGUGUUCCCACCGGUUCUAUCCGUCCUUAUUCACACCGGCCUUCUCGUCUUAUACGCCGUAUCGGUAAACUACCAAGCGAGCAGUGAUACCACUGACCCGGACCACCCUCAACACGGUGCACCCUGGUACAUCACCAAAUCCUGUAACGUGGCCCAUAAUAAGAACAAUGUCGGGUACUGUACACAGGCGAAAGCUGCCUUUGCAUGCUCUUGCGCAAUGCUAGGCAUUUUCGUCACCUAUUUCGGAUUUGCCGUUUAUUCGUGUUUUCCCAGCAAGCAACAGCGCGAGGAAUAUUCCGAGAAUGCCCGGCUCAAGGCUGAACGAUGGGCGAAAUUUGAAACCUACCAGGACGAUGAGACCGGUCAGACUGUACAAACACACCCUAUGCCUGAAACCCCAGGCUUCAUGAAUGGUCGAAUGAACCCUAUGACUCCGCGAACACUUGCAUUCAACACUCUAGGUGGAACGAAAGACCUCCCCUUACGGAAUCAUUUCAGCUCGCCAAAUGCGCCCCGCGCUACAUCUCCAUCCUUUGCGAUUCGGAGCCCUGACUUACCGAGAAGCCCAAUGAGCCCGGGAUUCGUUCAACGAGUAGGCACGGACUCGGAGAGGGCGAACGGCAAGUCUCCUGAAAUCGGCUUUAGUCCUCAGGAGCCAGCUGCACCGCAACUAUAUUUCCCUCCUCCACCAAAGACGUCGAAGAAGUGA
Fonsecaea nubica is the source of this 1029-nucleotide messenger RNA. RefSeq lists its product as hypothetical. The transcript is spliced from 2 exons. Lineage: Eukaryota; Fungi; Ascomycota; Eurotiomycetes; Chaetothyriales; Herpotrichiellaceae. The record is from RefSeq and is a predicted model, not a curated record. Bases 1 to 1029 code for a protein of 342 amino acids.